Molecule: messenger RNA, 4481 nt
Organism: Pundamilia nyererei
Lineage: Eukaryota; Metazoa; Chordata; Actinopteri; Cichliformes; Cichlidae
Product: adenylate cyclase type 6
Exons: 24
Coding region: 461-4078 (1205 amino acids)
Biological process (GO): adenylate cyclase-activating G protein-coupled receptor signaling pathway; cAMP biosynthetic process; intracellular signal transduction
Cellular component (GO): plasma membrane
Molecular function (GO): adenylate cyclase activity
Source: RefSeq, a predicted model, not a curated record
AGUGGUGCUGGGAGCCGAGAGGGUCAGGGGGAGGAGAGGCAAGGGAGUGGAGCGAGAAGACGACAGGAGGAGAUCCACCACAGGGUGACCAAUUUAACCGGACCAUCCUUGGACCGCUAGGCUACAAAUGGUCCUCCACCCUGGGCGCCACCACCGACAACCACCGCGCCGAAUCGGAUCGUGUGCUGCGCUCCUGUCGGCGGAUAGAAAAAGAUGAUCUCGACCCAGCAGGAGCUGUGGAGAUAGGCCUGGCAGCAGAGACUGGUCAUCUUAUUAAUCUUGGUCUCUGAUCACUGGCUCUGGCACAAACAUCUGGAGCUUUGUGCGCCAUUUAACCCCCAUCCAGUCACUCCCACCCUGCGGCCCUGCAGCGUGGCUCCUAAAAACACCUCCUUGCGUCUUCAGAAUUUUGUCCACGGGGAUAAAUGAGUGAACCGGCUGCAGGGGAAAGGGCUGGGACAUGUACCAGAACCCCAACAGAAUGUCCUGGUUCAGUGGUUUCCUAGUUGCCAGAGUGGACGACCGCAAGACUGCGUGGGGGGAGCGCAAUGGCAAGAAGUCCAAACGGAAGGGAGGCUCAUCUCUCUGCAACCCGCGUUACAUGAGCUGUCUGCGGGACCCCGAUGCUAUGGAGCCCCCUUCCGGAGCCCCCCUCCAUCAGCACCACCGCGGAGGGGGGGCAGGGGCCAUGGGAGGUGGGGGAAACUUCGGCGUCCGUUGCGGAUGGCAGGAGGACCACUAUGGCAAAAGGGGAGGGGCUCCGAGCGAAGGUGUGGGGCUGAAAUCGGUUGACCUGGGCUUUGAGGACGGGGAGUUAAAAGGGAGGAAAGGGGGAUGUAAUGGAGGAAGCAGCGACAUGGGCGACGAAGGUCCCAACGGCGCAGCGGGGGUAGUGACGGCUGCGGACUGCUGGCUCAGGGUGGUACGAGUAUUCCAGUCGAAAAAAUUCCAGUCCCGCAAACUGGAGCGUCUAUACCAGCGUUACUUCUUUAGGCUGAACCAGAGCUCCUUGACCAUGCUCAUGGGGGUACUUGUGAUCGUGUGCGGCAUCAUGCUGACCUUCCACUGUGUCCACGCCGCCCCUCACGUGGCCUAUUCGUCAGCCCUUUCAGUGGCGAUGGCACUCUUUAUGGCUCUAAUGGUAGUGUGCAACCGCAAUGGCUUCCACCAGGACUACAUGUGGAUGGUCAGUUACCUGGUGAUCGGGGUCUUAGUGUCCGUCCAGGUUUUUGGGGUGCUCAUGGUGGCACCCAGGAGUGCUUCGGAAGGCAUUUGGUGGUCCGUGUUCUUCAUCUACAUCAUCUACACUCUGCUGCCUGUGAGGAUGAGGGCGGCGGUACUAAGUGGAGCAGUGCUGUCCAUCAUACACGUGGUCACCACCUGGCAGGUCAACCAGGAAGACAAGUUCCUUUGGAAACAGGUGAGUGCUAAUGUCCUGAUCUUCCUGUGCACCAACAUCAUUGGCAUCUGUACCCACUACCCUGCCGAGGUUUCCCAGAGACAAGCCUUCCAGGAGACCAGAGGAUACAUUCAGGCCCGGCUUCAUCUGCAGAGGGAGAAUCAACAACAGGAACGUCUGUUGCUUUCAGUGUUGCCGAGGCAUGUUGCCAUGGAGAUGAAGGCUGACAUCAAUGCCAAGAAGGAAGACAUGAUGUUUCAUAAGAUCUAUAUCCAGAAACACGACAAUGUCAGUAUUCUGUUUGCAGACAUCGAGGGUUUCACCAGCCUGGCGUCUCAGUGCACGGCUCAGGAGCUGGUCAUGACACUAAACGAGCUCUUUGCCCGUUUUGACAAACUGGCGUCGGAGAAUCAUUGUCUCCGUAUUAAAAUUCUGGGUGAUUGUUACUACUGCGUGUCCGGGCUGCCUGAACCCCGGGCUGACCACGCCCACUGCUGCGUGGAGAUGGGUGUUGACAUGAUAGAGGCCAUCUCGCUGGUGCGUGAGGUGACAGGGGUCAACGUUAACAUGCGCGUCGGCAUUCACAGUGGCCGUGUGCACUGCGGCGUGCUGGGACUCAGGAAGUGGCAGUUUGAUGUGUGGUCCAAUGAUGUCACGCUGGCCAAUCACAUGGAGGCGGGAGGCAAAGCAGGGCGGAUCCACAUCACAAAGGCCACGUUGCAGUAUCUGAAUGGGGACUAUGAGGUGGAGCCAGGUUUUGGAGGUGAGAGGAAUGCGUAUCUGAAGGAGAACAGCAUUGAGACAUUCCUGGUCCUUGGCUGCAGCCAAAAACGGAAGGAGGAGAAGGCGAUGAUGGCGAAGAUGCAGCGGGCAAGAGCCAACUCUAACGAGGGGCUGAUGCCACGCUGGGUUCCCGACAGAACCUUCACCAGGACCAAAGACUCCAAAGUCUUCAGACAAAUGGGGAUUGAUGAAACCUCCAGUAAAGACAACCGUGGCGUUCAGGAAGCCAUGAACCCAGAGGAUGAGGUGGAUGAGUUUCUGGGACGGGCCAUUGACGCUCGCAGCAUCGACCAGCUAAGAAAAGACCACGUUAAGAAGUUUCUACUCACCUUCCAGACUUCCAGUCUGGAGAAAAAGUAUUCCAAGAAGGUGGACGAUCGUUUUGGAGGCUAUGUUGCCUGUACUCUGCUGGUAUUCUGCUUCAUAUCCUUCAUACAGAUUGUUAUUUUUCCACACACCCCGGUCAUGCUGGGAAUCUACAUCAGUAUCUUCAUCAUACUCGCCAACAUCCUCUUCAUCUGUGCCAUAUACUCUUGCAUCAAGAUUUUUCCAGCUGCGAUGCAGACUGUCUCGAAGAAGAUUGUCCAGUCUCGCACCAACAGCACGCUGGUCGGAGUAUUCUCCAUUAUCCUCGUCUUUAUCUCUGCCUUCGUUAAUAUGUUUGCCUGCGACACCACGGGUUUGGCUGAAUGCGUCGCUGAGAAGCUGAACACCUCUGCGGUGACUCCCUGUCUGAUCCGCAGCUUGAAUGUGUCCGUCGAGGGGGGUCUAGAGAUCUGCCCCAGCCGAGGCCCCUCAUGCCCCUUUCCUGAGUAUUUCAGCUACAGCGUGCUGCUGACGCUGCUGGCCUGCUCCGUGUUCCUGCAGAUCAGCAGCAUAGGGAAGCUGGCCCUCAUGCUGCUCAUCCAGUUCACCUUCCUGCUGCUGGUGGAGUGGCCACAAGUAGCACUGUUUGACAAUGCAGACCUCUUUGUCACCUCCAAUGCCAUUGAUUUAAAUGAAACUCAGUGGCCCAGUUUCAAUGAAACUACAAACCAGUGCUCGUUUGUUGUGACCAAAGUGUCCCUGAGGGUCAUGACUCCAGUGAUCCUCACAGUUUUUGUCCUGGCACUGUACCUGCACGCCCAACAGGUUGAAUCUACUGCACGCCUCGACUUCCUGUGGAAAUUACAGGCCACAGAGGAGAAGGAGGAGAUGGAGGAGCUGCAAGCCUACAAUCGUCGCCUCCUCCAUAAUAUCCUACCGAAGGACGUAGCUGCUCACUUCCUGGCACGUGAGCGGCGUAACGACGAGCUGUAUUACCAGUCCUGUGAGUGUGUAGCCGUCAUGUUCGCCUCCAUCAGCAACUUCUCCGAGUUCUACGUGGAGCUGGAGGCCAAUAAUGAGGGAGUAGAAUGCCUCCGGCUGCUUAACGAGAUCAUCGCAGACUUUGACGAGAUCAUCAGUGAGGAGAAGUACAGGCAGCUAGAGAAGAUAAAGACCAUCGGUUCCACCUACAUGGCAGCGUCAGGUCUGAACGACUCCACCUAUGACAAAGAAGGCCGUUCCCAUAUUACUGCACUAGCUGACUAUGCCAUGAGACUGAGAGAGCAGAUGAAAUAUAUCAACGAGCAUUCCUUCAACAACUUCCAGAUGAAGAUAGGUCUGAACAUUGGGCCGGUGGUUGCGGGGGUUAUUGGAGCACGGAAACCUCAAUAUGAUAUCUGGGGAAACACAGUCAAUGUGGCCAGUCGUAUGGAUAGCACAGGUGUACCUGACUGCAUACAGGUGACCACAGACCUCUACCAGGUGCUUGUAAGCAAAGGCUACGUGCUUGAGUGUCGUGGGGUCGUAAAGGUAAAAGGUAAAGGCGAAAUGACAACCUACUUCCUGAAUGAUGGACCGCCCAACAGUUAGCAGCCAAGACAGCGGCAGCAGCAGCAGAUGCUGGGAUGACCCCCCCACUGCAAGGACACGGCACCACUGAGCGAGGACUCGCGGUGUGAGCGAGCGGCUAAGAACUAGAGACGCCACCACUUGAAUCCCGAGCAAAGAGGGGAAAAAAGAGAAACUUUGAAGACUUCAAACGGAAAGUGUUCUAGAUGAGAGGAAAAUGUUCUCGUUUGACGGCCGUUUUGGAUCCCGUACAUGUCGAAGGACACGUGUUUUUCUCAUGUCUAGCCUCUCUCUCAGGCUUCUUGAAAGAUGCAAAGUCUGUUAUUUAAAACGCCUUUUAGCCUGUGUCAAAAGAAGAUUAACGCUGUACAUACGGCUACUUUUUUAUUUUACUUUGGGUCUUUUUGUUCGUUUUUUUUUUCUU